GGCGCAUUAAGAAUAAUUGGCAAAAAAAACUCCAAAUAUAUAAAAGGAUAACAUAGCAGGCUCAGGCUCAACAACUUUUCCAUUAACCUUCUGUUAACAAAGAUACUGUAGAGUUAGGUUGUUGUGUUUUUGGGGGUGGAAACCUUUUAAUUAAAUGUCAGCUGGAAUCUGACAAACAAGAAAAAUAUAAAAAUCAUUCGAAAUUCAAUACUCGAUAUAAAGGAGGCGAGUGUUUUCACCCACCACAUACACAUAAACGCAGGCUAUUGCAAUUGUGGACUUUCAUUACAUAAAUAUCAAAGGCAAACAAAAGAGGUGACCAAGGAUACUAGUAUUGUUUUAUGUACAACAACGAGCCCCUAAAACUAUAGCGUCCAUUAUUAGUGUUAUUUAUUCGAUACAAACAAGCGGAAAGGUCUUGACUUGGUUAUAGAUAUACAUACAGACAUGGAGCGCCCUUCUACAAAGGCUAAUGCUGCAGCUGCUGGUGUUGUAACGGGUACUGGACGCAAGAAAUCUGGCCCCAAAUUCGAAUUAUCCGACGCCCAAAAGGCAGACAUCAAAGAGGCCUUUGAUUUGUUCGAUGUAGAUUGCACCGGCUUCAUAGAAGUCAAAGAACUGAAAGUGGCCAUUAGAGCUUUGGGCUUUGAGCCCAAAAAAGAAGAAAUUAAACGCAUGAUUGCCGAAAUCGAUGGCAAAGAUGGCCGCAUCAGUUUUAAUGACUUUCUUCAUUUGAUGACCAUGAAAAUGGCCGAAAAGGAUAGCAAAGAGGAAAUAUUAAAGGCUUUUCGUUUGUUCGAUGAUGAUGAUACGGGUAAGAUAUCAUUUAAAAAUCUUAAAAGAGUAGCCAGAGAGCUGGGCGAGACUUUAACGGAUGAGGAAUUGCGUGAAAUGAUUGAUGAAGCUGAUCUAGAUAACGAUGGUGAAGUUAAUCAGGAUGAGUUCUUGAGAAUCAUGAAAAAAACUAGUCUCUAUUAAAGCUUAGUUUAAAUUUUUAUUAUUUAUGAGUAUAUAUAUCUUAAAGAAGAGCUGUUUCGGUAA
This is a messenger RNA of Stomoxys calcitrans (stable fly), 1041 nucleotides long. RefSeq lists its product as uncharacterized. The record is from RefSeq and is a predicted model, not a curated record. The coding region runs from base 448 to 978 and encodes 176 amino acids. Gene Ontology annotation, molecular function: calcium ion binding. The transcript is spliced from 2 exons. Lineage: Eukaryota; Metazoa; Arthropoda; Insecta; Diptera; Muscidae. Gene Ontology annotation, biological process: centriole replication; mitotic cell cycle. Gene Ontology annotation, cellular component: centrosome; centriole.